GACAGCGUACUUAUCCAAGUAAGCACUUGUUUAGGAGUGACUUGUUUUGAGUAAACACACACAGCACACUUGAUUUUCGCCGCGUAUAUAGUGGAUCGAGUUAUAUUAUUAGUUACAUUAGAAAUCGAAAAAUAAAAAUUGUGUUUCCAUGGCUUUUGAAGAUCGUUCGAGUCCAAAUGCGGCUCCCAGUCCGGAAACAACUGAUAACAACAUGACCAUCAACUCACCAAAUUCCCCGGAAUCCACAAGAACAUCACCCUACACUUGCACCACCAUCACCCAACAAGAAGGUACCAAUAGAAUGUUUUUGGUUAACUCAAAUUCCACACAACAAAAAAUCAAUCAUCAAAAUUUCUUUAGUAUCGCCUCGUUUUUAUCCAGUCCGAAAAGUAAUCACGACGAAUCUUUGUCCGUAUCCCCAUCAACAUCACCAUCAAUAACACCAACGACAACCCCCAUGUCAACCCCAUCGACAACUCCAAUUUCAACCCCAACAGCAACAGAAAUUAAAGAAACAUUACCAAAACCAGGAAUUUUCUCCCAAUUUCUUUCCAAUGAGAAACGAGAGUUUCUCUUCAGAGCCAGUUUACCAUUUCCUUCAUAUCCAAGAUCACCCAGUACCGAUUCGAUGGUUUCUUACAACCCCUCGGAAUCAUCAAACUCGCCACCUCCCCAAAAAAAUGACGAAGAACCAACGAUCCAGACGCUAAAGUAUUCAAUCAGAAACAUUCUUCAACCGGAUUUUGGAAAAUCCGCUGUACAAAAAAUUAAGACAUCUCCAAAAAUCAGUUUUAAACCAUACGAAAAUGAAAAGAAAACACAAGCACCGUUAGGAAGUUUAUGUCAGACGGUUUCACAAAUUGGUAAAGUCCAAGAUGUGCCAAGAAUUAAAAGCCCGGAAAGUAAUAAAUCGAUGACGUCUUCUGGGGAAGAAGGUGGCAAAAGCGAGGAUGGCAAGGUUCCUCCUGUUUGGCCCGCUUGGGUGUAUUGUACGAGAUAUUCUGAUCGACCCAGUUCAGGUAAGAAUCGAAAAAAAAUUGUUCUAUUUUUAUUCGAUUGGUAACACUAAAAUUGAUCACUUGUGGUGAUAAAAUUCUAUUGAAAUUGGUAUAAAGAUACACGUAAGGAGAUAAAUUAACACUAUUAAGGCAGCAAAAUGGCAUUUACAUUAACAUUCUAAGCGGUUAUUGUUCUGAUUCUUGUGCAACUCCAUUUACCAAACGACCAAUAAUAUUGUUUUUCAAUUCACGAUAGAGUGAAAAUUGCACAAAAUGCUUAUCUUAACAGCAUUCCACUGUGUACAUGUGGGUAGUAAUUUUGCUUUAACAAUUGACAGGUUUUUGAUUAAAUCACGCGAGAACAUUUUACAUAAUCUCAUAAAAGUAAAAAUAGGCAAGAAAAGAUUUCAAAAAAAUUAAUAGUUUUAAUUAGAGAGGUCAAAAAUAGAUUUGCAAAGAGAUUAUCUUAUUUUUGCACAAAUUGUCAAUCACUUUUAAAAUUUGUUACAAGUUCAAAGUUUAUAUACGUUAUUUUUGUAUCGAUUGAUUUAAUCGCUUAUUUUUAUUACACUCAUCUUCAUUAAUCGAAAAUAUCUGCAAAAAAAAACGAUACUACCGGAGAUUAUAACGUGAUA
This is a messenger RNA of Onthophagus taurus, 1633 nucleotides long. The record is from RefSeq and is a predicted model, not a curated record. NCBI's taxonomy places the organism in Eukaryota, Metazoa, Arthropoda, Insecta, Coleoptera, Scarabaeidae.